This is a messenger RNA of Lotus japonicus, 2132 nucleotides long. RefSeq names its product cytokinin dehydrogenase 7. The record is from RefSeq and is a predicted model, not a curated record. The transcript has 4 exons. Bases 59 to 1852 code for a protein of 597 amino acids. Gene Ontology annotation, molecular function: FAD binding; cytokinin dehydrogenase activity. Gene Ontology annotation, biological process: cytokinin metabolic process. Lineage: Eukaryota; Viridiplantae; Streptophyta; Magnoliopsida; Fabales; Fabaceae.
AGUUGACUAUAUUUAAUAGAAUCUCAUAUUCCCAACAUUUCCACUAGCUUUUCUUUUGAUGACACAAUUGAAGAAUAAAUCCAAGCAAAUCCAAAUCAGCCACUAUUUAAACCCACAACAAACCUCUCUCACCUGCAGCAAACCAAGCACACCUCACCUCAACUCAAAGUCGAAAAAAGUAAAGCCACUAAAUUCCCAAAAGCCUCAAACUCAAACAAACACUACCAACAGAGAAGAAGAAACCAAAACCCAAAAACCCCUUUCACCUUCAACCAACACAAACAUGAUAGCUUACCUUGAACACUUCGUCCACGGAAAUGACACCGAAGUCCCACUCCAAAACGACGCCGUCGCAGCUCUCGAAGGCGCCGCUUCCUUCAACUUCGGCGCCACCAGCCUCGCCGCCAAGGACUUCGGCGGCAUGAAGUCCGCCCACCCCCUAGCCUUAAUCCGCCCCUCCUCCGCCACCGACGUGGCCCGCGCGGUGAGAGCAGCGGCGAGGACCCCAAACCUCACGGUGGCUGCCCGCGGCAACGGCCACUCCAUCAACGGCCAGGCCAUGGCGGAGAGAGGCCUCGUCCUCGACAUGCGCGCCAUGGCUGACGAGGAAGACCACUUCACCCUCAUCUGUCUCGACGAGUCCCCAUACGUCGACGUUUCGGGAGGGGCAUUAUGGGAAGACGUCUUGAAACGCUGCGUUUCACGGUUCGGCCUCGCACCGAAGUCAUGGACCGAUUACCUCGGGUUAACGGUGGGAGGGACGUUAUCUAACGCCGGCGUUAGUGGUCAGGCUUUCCGUUACGGCCCUCAAACCGCCAGCGUAGCUGAAUUGGAGGUAGUUACCGGCAAAGGCGACACCGUCAUCUGCUCGGAAACCCAAAAUUCCGAGCUCUUCUUCGCCACGCUCGGCGGCUUAGGCCAGUUCGGUAUCAUCACCCGAGCCCGCAUCGCUCUUCAACAAGCCCCUAACAUGGUGAGGUGGAUAAGGGUAGUUUAUUCAGAGUUUGAGGACUUCACUGAGGAUGCAGAGUGGCUCGUGACACGCAAAGAAGGUGUGGACGGUUUUGAUUACGUGGAAGGGUUCGUUGUAGUGAACGGUGACGACCCUUGUAACGGGUGGCCCACUGUGCCCGUGAACCCAAACCAGCAGUUUGACCCAGUUCAUGUCCCGCGCUCCGCUGGCCCGGUCCUCUAUUGCUUAGAACUCGCCCUUCAUUGCCAUCACUCAGACCACCCUUCUGAAAUUGACAUGAAAGUGGAUAGAUUGCUUGGACGGCUACGAUUCAUUAAGGGUCUUCGGUUCGAGGUGGACGUGACAUACAUGGAAUUCUUGUCACGCGUGAAGCGCGUGGAGGAGGAUGCGAGAGUGAAUGGGAUUUGGGACGCGCCUCAUCCGUGGCUGAACCUGUUUGUGUCUAAGUCCAAUAUGGCUGAGUUUGAUCGUGAAGUGUUUAAGAAGAUCCUCAAGCACGGCAUUGGUGGUCCUAUUCUAGUCUACCCGCUAUUGCGAAGCAAGUGGGAUAGUCGACACUCAGUAGUGGUGCCUGACAGCAACAUCUUCUACAUAAUAGCAUUGCUCCGAUUCAUUCCACCACCCCCAAAGGGACCACCUACAGAACUCUUGGUGGCACAAAACCAUGCAAUUAUUCAGUUGUGCUACACCAGAGGCUUUGAUUUCAAGCAAUAUCUACCUCACUACCAGUCACAGGAUCACUGGAAGCUACACUAUGGAGAUAAGUGGUCUAGAUUCGUUGAGAGAAAAGCCAAUUUUGAUCCCCUGGCUAUUCUUGCUCCAGGCCAGAAAAUUUUCACCAGAAUCCCUCAACCUUCAAUUUGUCCAUCACAUAAUUAAUUAGGUUUCGGUGUUUCGCUGGUUUCGAACUGAGGAUCUGUUGGUGGGUGAAAUUCUCUUAACCAACAAACCGGUCGAGAAACCGGCAGUUAAUUAGAUUAAUAGCUUGUUAAUUUCCCAACCAUUGUAAUUUUGUCUUCAAUUUUUUCCCCCUCCCCCCAUGAUCCUCCUCUUGUAGUUUCUCUAAUUUCCACAAUGUUGCUGCAGCCAUAUUGUACAUGAAUAUUUUUGGGAUGAAAUUAAUAUGAAUAUCAAUCUAGACCCUUCUUCUCCCUGUCAA